Molecule: messenger RNA, 1162 nt
Organism: Mytilus trossulus (common blue mussel)
Lineage: Eukaryota; Metazoa; Mollusca; Bivalvia; Mytilida; Mytilidae
Exons: 7
Coding region: 100-969 (289 amino acids)
Cellular component (GO): peroxisome
Source: RefSeq, a predicted model, not a curated record
UGAAAACGUUCAAUAGAUCCAGUUGAAUAUUGUCCAUUAAAAGUCUCCAUGAUUUAGUAUUGACACAAACAAUCUAUAAUCGAUUUCAACAAUUUCAUCAUGUCAGACGUACGAAUAACACUGAACCCAAAUCAGGCAUCGAAAAUGCUUGAAGUUUUGUCAGCAUUUUCCAGCUUUAAAAGGCCAACAGACUUACCAGAUCAUCUACGACUAUCUAAAGAACAAAUCAAAAGGAUAAGAAAAUGGCAAAAAAUGGCGUUCGAGAAUGCGGAGAAUCCAUCAUUUUCGAGGACAAACAAAUUAACAGCUGGAGCUUAUAAAAUCUUCCAAGACAAACAUCUACUCAGUGAAGAUGAUGAGAAAGCAAGUCAAGAGGAAUCGGAAGACUCUGAUGAAGAUUUCGAUGGCGAUUUUAGCCAUCUGUUUGAUGGUUUAGUAGGACCUAACGGAAAAGUAAAUCUGACUACAACACCUGGAGGCAAACCCAAAGUUGACAAAGACACCCCUCCAGAAAUAAUCCCCAUGAUGACGAGUAUGGUCAAUAAGAAUUUGAUGUACGCACCAACCAAAGCUAACGCAGAAGCACUCGAAGAAUGGAUCGGGGAAAAUAGACACACAAUCAGUGCGAAAGAAACAAUAAGAAGAGAAAAACAGUUAGAAGUCAUGAAACACAUUUUAAAGUUGUAUGAUGAAGAGAAAGAAGGUGAAAGUCGUAAAAUCUCAGAAGAAAGGAAAAUGAAAAUUUUAGAACUCAAUGCCGCAUUUGACGAACUUGGAGAUUUGCCACCUGAAGUUGAAAAAAAAUCUAAAGAGUUCUACAAGGAAGCCGAUUUUAACACACUUAUCCCGGGUAUGAUGGAAACAUUACAAGGUACAAUGUCAUCAUUAUUUAUGGGACUUGGAAAGUCCUUGAACGGACAAAAUACACCAGGGAAAAAGGGAGGAGAGGAAGAAUGUGCAGUUAUGUAAAAGAAAAAGAAAUGAAGCAUUUUGUGUAUCUAUUUUCUCCUGCAUUUAUUAUAUUUGAUACUGACAUUUUACCUUUGAAAGGGGAACAGCAAAGUCUAUUAUUAUGUUUUUCCCGAGGAGAGUCUCACAUAUUCAGAGGUUGUUUUGUACCAUUUUAUCAUACAUAAUUUAUAUAUUAAAUUUUUGUUAUUAA